Messenger RNA from Schizosaccharomyces japonicus yFS275, 2052 nucleotides. RefSeq names its product U3 snoRNP-associated protein Nan1. The record is from RefSeq and is a predicted model, not a curated record. The transcript has 3 exons. Gene Ontology annotation, biological process: ribosome biogenesis; positive regulation of transcription by RNA polymerase I. Gene Ontology annotation, molecular function: RNA binding. Gene Ontology annotation, cellular component: nucleolus; small-subunit processome. Lineage: Eukaryota; Fungi; Ascomycota; Schizosaccharomycetes; Schizosaccharomycetales; Schizosaccharomycetaceae. The annotation marks the transcript as partial.
UUCAUUAUCGUCACUUAUGAACGUUUCGCUGGUGUAUUUUCUUUAGUCACCGGCGAGUGUAUUAGCAAAAUUGCCUUUCCAGGCGCAAAAGAAGGCCUCACUCCGGUGGCUUCCUUACUGUCACCAAGCAAUGAAUUUGAGCUUUCUGUUGUGUUUAACAACGGUCUUAUUUGUGUGUAUGACUGGUCUACUUCUACUUGUUUGCGUGCGAUGGACCUUUCUACCCAAGUUUAUGCCGCAAAUUUUGCAGGAUCGACGCUUUACGUUGUAGCACAAAGUGCCGAGUUAUGUGAGGCGAAGGCGGAGAAAAAUAACACGGAGUCGUUUGCUUUGUAUGCAUUGACUGCUUCAAACGAAAAUGGUGUCGACGUUCUGCAGCCUGCUUUCGUUUGUGGUGUGCCAAGCUUUCAUUCAUUCUCAGCAACACAAUACGAAAACGCUACUAUUCUCGCUCUCACUACGAAUGAUAAGCUCCUUCUUGUCUUUCCUAGACAGCGCAAGAAGCGUCAGGUUCGUUUCGAUUUGAAGGAGAUCCCCUUUACAAACCAAACCCCUGAGCUUGUUCAACUGUUCGGAAACAAAGUUGCAGUUUCCGAUUCCGAGGGUAAGGUCAUUGUGUAUCAAAACAUCCAGCGUCCUAAGUUGGCCGCUCCGCGAGUAUUUCAUUGGCAUGCAAAUCCCAUCCGUGGACUUGCGUGGGCAUUGGACGGCAAUUAUCUUCUGUCCGGUGGUAGUGAAGGUGUUUUGGUUCUUUGGCAAUUAGAAACCGCCCAGCGCCAGUACUUGCCCCGCCUGGGUUCUUCAUUGCACGCUAUUGCAGUUUCCCCUAACAAUCAGCAGUACGCUGUGUACAUGGGUGACAAUUCCGUUCAGGUGAUUGGAACGGCCGAUCUCAAUAAGCAAGUUCACAUUCGCGGUCUGGCACCUUCUUCAGUUGUUCGUAAAACCGGCUUUUCCAUGAACUCGUCCAGCUCAGCGGCUGUCACUAUGAAUCUUUCUGUUGUCCACCCUACGGGCGAUCUCUUGUACCUUUCCUCCUCUUUCUUUAAUGGCCACAGUGCCAUACUUCAACAAUACAGCCUGGAUACAGACUCUACGGUUCAUUGUUUUGAAGUUGCUCGUUACUCUUAUGGUAACACAUCAAAAGGUGCCAUGCAAGCUAUUGCUGAAAAUGCUCUGCAAAAGAAUUACAGCCUUAUAACUCGUGUUGAUGAUCCUCACGGCUUUGGUAAACCGUGUGCUGAAAUUGAUUACUUUCCCCUCGAAACUCGCCUUCGUGUCUCUGGGAACGGAUGCUUCCUUAAGGCUUUGGAACCCUUUUCGAGUGCGCUGACAUGCUCCGCUGAUGGUUCGCUUCUUGCAUAUGCUCAUGACUCGCGUGUGUAUUUAGUUGACGCCGAUUCCUUGGAGACUGUUUCCAGUUUCAACAUUCCUUUUAGUGGUCAAAUUGAGAAUGCACGUUUUGUGGGUUCUGAAUACUUGGUCGUCGUUGCACACCGACGUUUGCUCGUAUGGAAUGUGAUUGUUGGUGAAGCUACUUGGACCCUGGAUUCCAAAUUUUCUGGUUUGUUGGAAACUGCCGGCACGGAUACUUUUGCCGUUAUUGAUACCAAUUCAGUCUACUCUCGUUUGCUUGUAUUCCGUGUCACCUCACCUGUUAUUGUAUCGAUGCAUGUGAUAAAAUCGAAACCUCAGGCUCUUCUUUAUUCGCACCAUUCCUUCGUUGUAAUUGAUUCGCGUUAUGUGAUUCAUUUAUACGGUCGUCCUAUCGCAAAGUGGGCGGUGUCUGCCAGUGCCUUUUCUACCGAUGCUCGGUCCGUUCUGGGUGACUUUUCCAGCGCUCUUACAACGUCUCGUGUUACUGAUGCAGCGGAGGAAACAGUUGACCAUGCGGUUUACAAGCGUCUUACUCGUGAUAAAAUUCACAAUUUAUUCGACGUGCCUUCAACGACUGAGGUGGAUAUGGAAGGUAUGUUCCGCGAUCUAUCUCGUCUCGCAGUGGGUGAACCACUGGGGCAAUUGGGCGUUCAACUGGUGUCCCCUUCAGCCUAA